Messenger RNA from Orussus abietinus, 1481 nucleotides. RefSeq names its product peptidyl-prolyl cis-trans isomerase. The transcript has 3 exons. Gene Ontology annotation, cellular component: intracellular membrane-bounded organelle. Lineage: Eukaryota; Metazoa; Arthropoda; Insecta; Hymenoptera; Orussidae. Gene Ontology annotation, biological process: protein peptidyl-prolyl isomerization; protein folding. The coding region runs from base 283 to 912 and encodes 209 amino acids. The record is from RefSeq and is a predicted model, not a curated record. Gene Ontology annotation, molecular function: peptidyl-prolyl cis-trans isomerase activity.
AGUCGCUGUCCAAUCACAGUUCAGGAAUUCUCGCACGUCGUUACUUCCUGUAUAAUCCCCUUUCCUGAUUGGCUGACGUCGGUAAAGACAGAUACUAUACGCUGAUGCCAAGUAUUCGAAUGAAAAGACGCGGAUCGUCAUGUGCUCUCCGUUACGUAAUUAUCCCUACGAAAGUUCCAGGAUCAUCGAAAGAAGCACGUGUUGAAUUUAAGGUAUCAACCAGCAUAUUUCGGUUAGCUGUUUAGAGCUCUUUGAGUAUUUGCCUCUGAGCGGCCGCCGAAUAUGGCGUUAGCUGCUAUCCGGCAGCUGUCAAUUGAUUCGACCUUCAGUCAUUUAAGCCAUUUGAGAUCCACCUCCCGGCGGUGCGGACCGUCACUAGCAGCGCUUGCACGUGAGUUUGCCGCGGUCGCCGAGAAGAUGGGCUUGCCACGAGUUUUCUUCGACAUGACUGCGGACAACAAGCCGCUGGGUCGCAUCGUUAUGGAGUUGAGGAGCGAUGUCGUUCCAUUAACUGCGGAGAACUUUCGGGCUUUGUGCACUGGCGAAAGAGGCUUCGGCUACAAAGGGUCUGGUUUUCAUCGGGUGAUACCGAAUUUCAUGUGCCAAGGUGGAGACUUCACGAAGCACAAUGGUACAGGGGGUAAAUCCAUCUAUGGACUCCAAUUUAAAGACGAAAACUUCAGUUUGAAGCACACAGAGCCUGGUAUUUUAUCAAUGGCUAAUUGUGGACCUAAUACGAAUGGCAGUCAGUUUUUCAUCACUACUGCCAAAACUAGGUGGCUAGAUGAAAAACAUGUCGUCUUCGGCAAAGUAGUCGAAGGAAUGGAUAUCGUUAGAAAGAUUGAAACAAUGGGCUCACAGAGCGGCAAGACUUCCAAGAAGAUUAUGAUAGCAGAUUGUGGAGAAACAUAGAUCGACUGAAUUUAUCCAUGAUCACUCCUUAAUUAAUCAUUGUCUCUUUCUGCCAUUAAUUUUAUCUAAUGUACUGACUGUAUGGUAGAUGCACUGCUGUUCCAUUUCUGGGCGUUCUUGGUGAUCAAGUAAUUUCACCAAAAGAUUCCAACAGAGUGUCAAGUCUUGAACCAUUGAUUUUCUUCUAUCAUAUCGUGCAAAGUGUAGUGGUGAAUUGAAAUAUGCUAAAUUAAUGCAGCGCAAUUCCCAUUGUAAUCGUGAAGUCAGUUAUUCAGCCACAAGUUUGCGGUUUGAACAAUCUUCACUGUCAUAUAUUUUUUAAAUCGUUUAUCUACUUCCGAGCUGAAGGACCUAUAAUUGUACAUUAUUAGUGAGUAAAAUGUCAUUGGUGGCUUUCACGGUAGAUGCUCAUACUGUAUCCUUCGUAGAUCUAUGGAUCGAUCGACUUUGAACUAUCUUAGAUGGGUGUAUUAACUCAUUUGGUUUAUGUGUAGUUUCAAAACCGAAAAGUAUAAUUGUAACCUGGUUAGUUACAAUUCCUGUGAAAUAAAAUUGUCUUCUGAGAGAAA